This is a messenger RNA of Colias croceus (clouded yellow), 963 nucleotides long. RefSeq names its product retinal homeobox protein Rx1-like. The transcript has 4 exons. Bases 1 to 963 code for a protein of 320 amino acids. NCBI's taxonomy places the organism in Eukaryota, Metazoa, Arthropoda, Insecta, Lepidoptera, Pieridae. Gene Ontology annotation, biological process: positive regulation of transcription by RNA polymerase II. Gene Ontology annotation, molecular function: RNA polymerase II cis-regulatory region sequence-specific DNA binding; DNA-binding transcription factor activity, RNA polymerase II-specific. The record is from RefSeq and is a predicted model, not a curated record.
AUGGACGUGUCCGACGACCGCUUCUACGGCUCGCAGACGCCGGAGCGCGCCGACAGCACCAGCCCGCGCUCGCACAUGAGCAGCCCGCACUCAGCCUCCUCCGUGAACGUGACGGACCAGGGCCUGUCCAUGUCGCAGCAUCAGCAGAACCUGGAGACGCUCAACCGCAUGGGCAUGUUCUUUCACGCGCAGCAGAUGCACCUCAACCAGAGCUUCGACGCGGUCAAGUCUCGGUUAGGGUUGACGCAAGUGGCCAGUGUUAGUCAGGGGCCGCGGCACACGAUAGACGCGAUACUGGGACUGAACGCGGGGAGACAGCGAGUGAGUGAGUUCGAGCAGAGACGAGAGGAGAGAGAGAGGGAUUGUGAACCCGUGCCCGUGUCGCCUGGGGCCAUCGAGAGUGCUGGCGAGGGUUCAUGCAACAGCAACGAUGGUUACCAAGUUGCGGACAAAUCCGACGACGAGGGUCCUCCGGCAUCUGCAGAAGACAAGAAGAAGCAUCGGCGGAACCGCACCACCUUCACCACCUACCAGCUGCAUGAACUGGAGCGAGCGUUUGAAAAGAGCCACUAUCCUGACGUGUACUCGAGAGAGGAGCUGGCUAUGAAGGUCAAUCUGCCGGAGGUUCGGGUGCAGGUCUGGUUCCAAAACCGUCGCGCCAAGUGGCGGCGCCAGGAGAAGAUGGAAGCAGCUCGCCUGGGCCUCUCGGAGUACGGCUGUGCCCCGCCGCGGCUGUCUGCGCUCGGCCUGCCGGUCGACCCCUGGCUCGCUCCACCACUGCUUACUGCUUUACCGGGUUUUCUAAGUCAUCCUCCUUCAGGCUACCCAAGUUACCUCACUCCCCCCGCACCGGUGACCCCCGCACCCGCGCCCCCCGACCCGCGCUCCACUUCCAUAGCAGCGCUGCGGAUGAAGGCCAAGGAACACGUGGAGAGCCUUAGCAAAGGUCUGCAGAUGGUGUAA